Molecule: messenger RNA, 2416 nt
Organism: Vitrella brassicaformis
Lineage: Eukaryota; Vitrellaceae
Source: the annotation of a GenBank genome assembly
CGAAUACACCGACCAGCUUUCCUUCGGAUGUGUGUAAAUCUGUGGGCCGGACUUUCUGAGGACUGACGCGUACAUGUAUAGCGCCAGAUUUCGUUCAGACUUGGCAAGCCGACAGAGGCCUCGUGAUCAGAUCACCUCGAGCCAUGUCGGACAAUAAAGAUCUCGCGGUUUGACGCGACUUCCGAAUCGGCGAAAUAGGUGUGGCGAGAUGCCGAAGCGUAGCGUGGAGGAGAUCUGCGAGAGCAUCGCCAUCACGGGCAUCCCGUCGUCACAAGACUUCGGCCAGCGGCCCAUCAAGCUGUACGUGUCCAGCGAGGCCACGAAAGAGGAGGACAACGAGUGCCGCGCCACGUUCGUGCUGUUCGAGGCGCAUGGGCUCACCUUCUACCUGGUGCGCAUCGCGAAGAAACCAUGGAAGCGUGGCGUUUGCAAUGGACGCGGCUGCUUUUGGUGAUGUGUUGGUGUGGAUGUGUGUUGCAGAUAGACAUCUGCAACUAUGACAAGGUGCAGCUGGUACAGGGGCUGAAGGAACUGAUCGCACUGAGGACCAACCCCAAGCCGUCGUCCUUCAGAAUUCCAUACGUGGUGCGCCUUCCCGCCCGCCCAUUCAUCCAUCUCAACUCACAUAUGGAGCUUCAUGGAUGGCAUGGAUGUGAUGUGAUUUUGGUAUCUGCUGCAGUUCGUAGGCGACGUACCGAUUGGCGGCUUCGACCACAUAGAAAAGCUGGAAAGACACUGUAUAUAUACCCCACCACACACACAUCCAUGCAUCCAUCCAUCCAUCCAUCCAUCCACCCUGCCGUCAUGUUGUCAUUGUCUGGGCGGGUUGGUGUUUGGCAGGCAACCUGCUGAAGGAGCUGUUCUUCGCCGGAGCAUGGUACUUCACCGACAAGCGCCCCGACCGGCCCCCCUCCCCCUCCCCACCGUCUCCGGUCCUCUCUCCCCUGCCGCCCGCAGUGUGCCAGCCGUCGCCCGAGCCACCCAGCGAGACUACCGGCACUGGCACGCUGCGCCAGCCCGACUCGCCAUCGGCCCUCCUGCGGCGACCGGCCAAGGUCACAAUGCACACACAGACAUGAAGGUGGAUUGAUGGAUGUGGAUGGAUGUGUGUGUGUUGGUGGUGGUGCAGGGUAAGGCGAAGUGGCGGCCAGUGUCCCCGACGAAGGCCAAGGCUGGGUCACAGCAGCAGCAGCAGGGGGGCGCUAGUGGGGCGCUGCUGGCCAAGGGGGAGAGGGAGAAGGGCAAGAGGGAGAGGGGUAACGAGGCUGAGAAGAAUAGGGCGGAAAACAAUGAUGCGGGGGCUGGGGCGGGCGCAGGUGGUGGUGGGGGUGGGGGUGAGAAGGUGUGGAUGAGGUCACAGAAGAACAACCUGUUCCGCGAAGACACCCCUAUGGAGGUCACACAGAGGGAAGCCGAAAGGCUGGAGGAAAUGGUGGGUGCGGCCAGCCGACAAACAAAUAAGAAAAGACGAGUCUCAUCCAUCCUCUUUUGCUUUCACGUUCUGAUGUUCCACCACGCAUGCAGGGGUUUGUGCGAGGUGCGCCGCCACCAGGUGUAGCAGCAGCUGCAGCUGCUGCUGCUGCUGCUGCUGCCGGUGGUACUGGUGAGGCUGACAGAGUGGUAGACAAAGGGGGAGAGGGGGAGGGAGAGGGGGAGGGGGAGGGGGAGGAAGAGGGAGAGGCCGACGACCCACACCAGCAGCAACAGCCACCGAUACAGCCAAACGAACCGUACGCAUGACGCGGGAGGGAGCAGACAACGAGCCAUAUGUGUGUGUCUCUGCCUCUCCUUCUCUGUGUGUGUGUGUGUGUGCAGAGAGGGGUCGUCCAAGUUCGUUGAGCAUUUCGACUGGCAGGCCGUGACCACUUUCCACGACCUUAGGGUGCUCACCAAGGCAAGCCCUCAAUCACAGGCACACAGACCAUCCAGGUCUGUUAUGUGUGGUGUGCAGAAGGGUGUGCGGCCGCCCGGCGUGCCGCCCAACUGGAAGGAGGCCUUCCUGAUAGACGCUGUGAGGGAGAGACGCACAGAUAGGAACAAGAUAGCACCAAACAAGCGUGUGUCUGGGGUGUGUGGGGGGUGUGUGUGUGUGUGUGUGCGUGUGUGUGUUUGCAGUCAUUUGUUGAGGUGUUUGGGAUGUCCAAGGCGCAGUUCUACACCUUGCCGUGAGUGUGCACCGAUCAACGGAUGGAUGGAUGGAUGGAUGCCGUCUCUCUCCCUCUCUCGCUGUGUGUGUGGUGUGGUGUGGUGUGGUGUGGUGCGUGCAGCAAGUGGAAGCAGCAGACCAUCAAGAAGAGGGUCAACUUGUUUUGAUGGAUGGAUGGAUGGAGCAUUGCCGGGGCGGCAUCGGGCAUUGGACAGAAAAACUGACUGAUUGGCCCCCAACCACACACUCAGUCGUGUUGGUUGAGUCGAC